GCAGGAACGUCUUAUGUAGAGUCCCAACAGAGGCCGAUGCUCCUACUAGACGACUUGGACCACCAGCAGCAGCAGAAGCAACAAGCAAGGGACCAUGAUGAUCACGAAGACGACUUCGAACCCGCUGCUGAACCAAGCUCCACUUCAUCGAACGUCGAGUUGUACGACUCCUUUGAAGAGGCUGUAUGGUUGGAGAGCCGCACAGUGGCGGUCCUCCCUGAGCGAUUGGCAGUGGACCCUAUAUUGCACAGCGGUGCUGUCAGCACAGCGCCUAGCAGUCGCCCACAUUCGCCAGGAAUGUACAAGUCUCAACAACCAUCUGAGUCCCCUUCCUCUAAGAUCGGCUCUGCGAGGUCGGCUUGUGCCAAUCAGCCCACAUCGUUCGAUGCUCCCGACACCAAGGAAGAUCGCCCGAGGUCUCCCUAUGAACAAACCAACUCCUGGACACCAACACCGAGGAAAGUCGAGUACCACGGCACAUCCCGGGCAAUGUCGCAUCAGCUAUCUAAGUCGGAGAGGUGCCCACCCAAACAAAGAAUAUCACACUUCUCACCAACUCAACAGCAUCAGGCGACCUCAGUGAAGGUCUUGCCCACUGUUAGGGUCAUACAUGUGGCCGCCUCUCCCUCGUCACCCAUGGCCUUCUCACCAAGACGUAUAACAUCGCCGAUGCUGCAAUGGCGAUCCCCUCAACCUCUAUCUCCUCUCAAGUCGCCCUUCCUGAGGCCUCGCACCAUACAGUCGUACCUCCCUACGGCCAGAAGUCAACCUAUGUAUGUUAACUGGCCUCCUCCUUAUCAAAGACAGGUACGUCAUGUGUAUCCCCCAUUCGGGCGUACCAUGACAGGUUAUGGUAAAGUAUCGACGACGCCG
Perkinsus marinus ATCC 50983 is the source of this 873-nucleotide messenger RNA. RefSeq lists its product as hypothetical. Bases 95 to 583 code for a protein of 162 amino acids. The record is from RefSeq and is a predicted model, not a curated record. Lineage: Eukaryota; Perkinsozoa; Perkinsida; Perkinsidae. The transcript is spliced from 7 exons.